Molecule: messenger RNA, 2298 nt
Organism: Alternaria atra
Lineage: Eukaryota; Fungi; Ascomycota; Dothideomycetes; Pleosporales; Pleosporaceae
Exons: 2
Coding region: 1-2298 (765 amino acids)
Biological process (GO): mitochondrial DNA repair; nucleotide-excision repair; response to UV
Cellular component (GO): nucleus; mitochondrion
Molecular function (GO): endonuclease activity
Source: RefSeq, a predicted model, not a curated record
AUGCCCCCUAAGCGGAAGAGGUCUGCUGUAGCGGCUGCGGUCCCUACGAUAGAGGAAGCUCCUCCCACAGACCGAUCACAUAUGCGCCGAACAGACGUGCCUUUGCCUACCAAUAUCGCAAAGCCACCACGUCGACAAACGACGCGUGGGGGAAAGGCCGAGAAUACUAAUCCUAACUCCAACCCUGACAUCCUGGACGGAGUCACUGCAUUACGCGCAUCGCCUGAUGCAGAUGAAGGCGCGGAUGCUGUUCUGGAAUCUGCCGUCAGCAAUGGCAUUGCCAAUGAAGCCAGUACUGCACCAGAUGCGACCACGAAGAACAAGAAGCUUUCACCACCUGCCGCAAAUGGUGAUGCGCCCGUAGCAAAUGGCGCCGCCCCUGCAGCGAAUGCUGCAAAGAACAAGCGAAAGAAGGCCGAAGCGCAGCAAAUCAAAGUGGAAGAGGAUGACACCAACACAGGCGCUGUGAAUGGCGUCGUGGGGAAAACCACCGCUUCUGCAGCCAGCGCCGGGGUGUCUGGCGAUCCCGACGACAUUGAUAACCUAGAGGCUGAAGACGAGGACGAGACAGAGGUCAAGGAAGCCCUGUCGAGACCCCCACCGGUCAAUUCUGAAUACCUUCCUCUUCCAUGGAAAGGGCGGCUAGGCUACGCCUGUCUUAAUACGUACCUCCGUAGUGCUACCCCUCCCGUCUUCAGCUCGAGAACCUGUCGUAUCGCGAGCAUCAUUGAACAUCGCCAUCCCCUGAAGGACCCCUCGCAGCCCGAACAUGCCACUAAGAAUCGCCCCGAUAAGGAACAACCAGCGGAUGUCGCGCGGGGAAUGAGAUAUGUGGAAGAGAUAGGCCUCGCCAAUGCGCGGGAUAUCAUCAAGAUGGUGCGCUGGAACGACAAGUACGGCAUCAAGUUCAUGCGCUUGAGUAGCGAGAUGUUUCCGUUCGCAAGCCAUGACGAGUACGGCUACAAGCUUGAGCCUUUCGCUGGUGAGACAUUGCGUGAAGUAGGCAAAGUGAUCAGCGAGUUGGGUCAUCGAGUGACUACUCAUCCGGGCCAAUUUACACAGUUGGGCUCGCCGCGGAAGCAGGUCAUCGACAAUGCAAUGCGUGAUCUGGAGUACCACGACGAGCUGCUUUCUCUUCUGAAGCUUCCAGAGCAGCAGAAUCGCGAUGCUGUCAUGAUUCUACAUCUUGGUGGAGCAUAUGGCGACAAGCCGGCGGCCAUUGAGAGAUUCAAGGAGAAUUAUGCAAAGCUUCCUCAGAGCGUCAAGAAUCGUCUGGUGCUUGAGAACGACGAUGUUGUGUGGUCGGUGCAUGAGUUGUUGCCUCUAUGCGAAGAGCUCAACAUCCCGUUCGUGCUCGACUACCACCAUCACAACAUCAUCUUCGACGCAGAGCAGAUUCGUGAGGGUACGAAAGACAUUAUGGAUCUCUACCCACGUAUUCUUGCGACGUGGAAAAAGAAAGGAAUCACCCCUAAGAUGCAUUACUCUGAGCCUACACCUGCUGCGAUUACUCGCACGACACGGAGAAAGCAUUCACCUCGCGUCAUGACAUUACCUCCUUGCCCUGACACCAUGGACUUGAUGAUAGAGGCGAAAGACAAGGAGCAAGCAGUGUUUGAGCUUAUGCGAACUUUCAAGCUUCCAGGAUUUCAUACUUUCAACGACAUUCUGCCACAUACGCGUCAAGACGAGAACAAGCUCUGGAAGCCCAAACCUAAGAAGGCUGUAAAAAAGACCAAGAAGAAGAAGGUCGACGAACUUGACGAACUGGAUGUGAAGAUAGAAGAGGAAGAGCCAGAGGACGUACCCCCGCCUAUCGUACCCGACGAGGAAGUGGGUAUGGGAGGACCAGAGGGAAGAGUGUACUGGCCUCCGGGUAUGGAGGACUGGCUCAGACCCCCAAAACGCAUAAUCAAGAAGAAAGAAGACGGCGCCGCUACACCCGCGAAGAAGAAGCGCAAGACCGCCGCUGACGCGGCGUCUGUAGCAAGUGAAGCUGCUCCACUUGAGGAUGUCAAGACGCCCAUCAAGACACCAGCCAAGAAAGCCGCACCGGCUAAGCGAGUAGCAGCAGGUUCGACUAAGAAGAAGGCAGCAGCAAAGCCCGUGCCAACACCUUCAGCUUCCGAUGAAGAGGAAGAUCAGCUUAGCUCACCCCCACUUAGCGAUGUAGGGAGCGAGGACGAGGCUCCUGUUGUGCAGAAGCGAAAUGCACGGCCUCUUGCGACACGGAAGAAGUCUGGCAGGGCUACGGCCCAGGUCAGCUACAAGGAAGAAGCGGACGAAAUGAGCAUGUAG